Molecule: messenger RNA, 1354 nt
Organism: Drosophila guanche
Lineage: Eukaryota; Metazoa; Arthropoda; Insecta; Diptera; Drosophilidae
Exons: 5
Coding region: 30-1334 (434 amino acids)
Source: RefSeq, a predicted model, not a curated record
CACAAUAGCCGAGCGUAAUCAGUCACAACAUGUGGAAAUAUCUUAUGGUUCUUUUCAUUCUACUCAACAGUCGUAGCAUCUGUGGAAAUUUAUGCAUUACCAAGAUGAUAGUGCGUGUGCCCCGAGAGAACGACAUUGGUUUGAUCUUUGACAUGACGGUUACCAAUCGCCACAACGGUGAGAGGAAGCUAGCAUUGGAAUUGAUUGUGUCCUCGGAUGGGCCAUGUAUGGUAAACACCACUAAAGGCGAAAGGGUCCAAGUGGGUCCCAUCUAUGGUGGUAACUUUGGAAGCGUGGAGCCGGGCAAAAGGGAAACCGUGUCCCUUGUGUGGCCCACUGUGUCGCUGUACAAUCGUGUGGGCUACUGUCCUAUCACGAUCAGUGCUCUGAAUCCCUCUAUCGAGCCGGCCAGAACCAAGCAGCUGCUGCACUUUGACACACGCUUCGAAACCCUGGAUCCCGAGAAUCGUACACUGCGCAAGCGAAAGGACUUCACUCCUUGCAACAACUGGGACAAGGAAUACUUUAUGAACUGCCUGCCCGUCGUCUGUGAGGAGCGCUACUUUGGGCAGCGCAGCUUCUACAACUACACCACGGAGCAGUGCGAGCCGGUGCCAGCGUGCUCCAAACCCGGCGAGUACUAUGACUACUAUGGAAAUGAAUGUGUGGAUCCCAACAAUUUCAUAACGGAGGAAGAGCUUGAGCAGAUCAGGCAGGGACAAUUUGAUGACAAUAUUCUUGAAUUGCGACCGCCUCCUGGGUGCAAGACCGACCAGCCGAAGGCCAAGUACAAAAAACCUACUCCUAUGACAUCCCCGCCACCCAGAACCUGCCCUACCAGACGAUCUUUGGCUGAUUUCAACAAUUGUUUCCAGAGUCUGCACGAGAGAGUUUCUCCGGACAAGAAGAUCGGGAAGAAGUCAACAUCUCAGAUUUCGCUGCUACAGCAGUUGUACUACGAUUGGUACUUGCCUUUGCGAGCAGACACCUGGGGCGAAAAUAAAGCCGUUGAAUCCACCCCGCACCAUGACGGCGUCAUCUCAUCCGGAUCGCAGCCCCUUUCGGCAUGGCUCGCCGAGGUGGACUCCAGCGGAUUGCUGUUGGUGACUCUAAAAAGUAUUGGUAUUAUCUUAUUGGCUGUUGCUUUUCAGGUAGCCAUCACGAUAUUAGCGUAUCUUCUUGUGUGCAUUGUGUGCGCUUUCCUCGACAUGGUGGCAAAGAUCAAAAAUUCCGAGAAGACAACCGACCAAUUGGCAGAAAAGCUGCGGCCCAAAGAGGACGAGACUCGUGUUGAAGUCUUUACCUCUGAGAGUUUGAUGUCGUACCGUUUAUAGUAGAGCUUGUGUUUUUUUGU